CAAGCCAAGCAGGGAGUCGCUGAGUUUACUGGCCAAAAUAGAUACGUACGAUGAUGCAAAGCAAACGGACAAAAAUGUCAGUAUCUACUUGACGUUUGCCUGUUUUGCUUUAAGCUGCUCCAUUUGGUUUUGACGUUUCGCCUGGCUGUUGACGUUUCGAUCAACCAUCAGCCAGCGUGCCCGUCGUUGUGUCUGUCUGUCAUUUGCGCGAGUUGUGUGUUGCUCCCUAAGUCGUCGUAGUUUUGUUUAUUAUUGAAGUAUCGUAAUAAAUUUGCUUUGUUACCGCAACGUGCCUAAACAUUUUUUGUUUGUUUUAGUAUUAACCAAAAAAAUCAAAAGAAGAAACAACAAAAAAGAAAUGUGGCAUACGAGUAAAAUUAUCAUCCAAAUGCUUGUAAUCUGCGCGGCAUUGAGUGGCACAGCUUUGGCCAUCAACUGUUACGUAUGCGAUGCAUCCGAUACGAAAACACCGUUCCAGUGUGGGGAGUGGUUCGAACGUUUCGACGAUCCAGACAUACAGCCGCAGAAUUGUUCCAAUGUUCACGACGCCAAGUUUUGCAUUAAGCAUAUAGGUCGCUACGAGGGUGGCAUUGGCGCGAAACGUUUCUGCUCCUCCAAGGAUUUGGGCAACUAUUGUGAUUAUGUGAAAAACAAAGGUGAUCGUAUGGAUUAUCGUUCGUGUAUCUACACCUGCAGUACAGAUGGAUGCAAUGGAGCGGGCAGCUUACGGCCAUGGGCAACUGCCACUGUGGGCUCAUUGCUUUUGGCCAGGCUAUGGUGGUGCUGAGACAAGUGGCAAUAAUUCUUGUUCAAAAUUUACUGAAUAACUCGUAAUAGCUUGUAAUUAUUAAUUAAUCAGUAGCGCGGCACAGUGCCUUCUCUGUUUGUACGUACGUAUGUAUCUCGAAUAGUUAGU
This is a messenger RNA of Rhagoletis zephyria (snowberry fruit fly), 916 nucleotides long. RefSeq names its product glycosylphosphatidylinositol anchored membrane protein boudin (gene bou). The record is from RefSeq and is a predicted model, not a curated record. Lineage: Eukaryota; Metazoa; Arthropoda; Insecta; Diptera; Tephritidae. Gene Ontology annotation, biological process: regulation of synaptic transmission, cholinergic; positive regulation of voltage-gated potassium channel activity; sleep.